Messenger RNA from Colletotrichum costaricense, 330 nucleotides. RefSeq lists its product as uncharacterized. The record is from RefSeq and is a predicted model, not a curated record. The transcript is spliced from 2 exons. The annotation marks the transcript as partial. Lineage: Eukaryota; Fungi; Ascomycota; Sordariomycetes; Glomerellales; Glomerellaceae.
GAAGUCAAGAAGGCGGCGAAAGCAGUGAAGGAAUUGUGUACUGAGAAUGAGGUUGGCCGGACCUGGACGAGGCACAAGGCUGAGAUAGAUGAGGCUUCGAUGGCCAGGAACAGGGCCAGACCGCGCACAUCUGACGAAGAUGAAGACAAUGAUGAAGACGACGAUGAAGACGAACAAGACGAUAGCAGCGAGCACACGGAAGUGCCGUCAUCAGUCGCCGGAAGCGACGACACAACAAAUGACGGCAAUCGUCUGCCAUCUCUCGAUUCGAAUAGACCCGAGCCCAGUCCUACACGGCCAAAGAGCCAGCGAACGUUGACGACCAACUGA